AGAUGCUGGAAAGAUAGCACCCGAAGCUCAACCCGAUCUAGAAGCCACAAAUCCCCCUCAAAGCAGCCAAUCUGGCACAUCUCGCUUCGGAAUUAAUCUGGAUCAAACAGAGAAGAAGGUCGCUCGUCUCAGCAUAUCAGAAAGCAGAGGGACAAGUCCCAGUAACGAUGAUGAUCCGGUCCUGUUGAAUCCACGACCUGCUCAGAGGAUCGGGCAAAUUGAAGAGGAUGUAUCAUCACCACGAUCAGUCGACGACGCUGGGAGUAGCCAAGAGGGGUCUCGUGCUCUGCGGUCUCGUCAGGAUACCAGACAUGAAACCUCUUCAGCACAGACUGCUGCGUCCAAAGAGUCCGUCAAGAAUAAGAAAGCAAAGGGCCCCUCUUUGGUCAAAGACACAACAGUGUAAGUGAAAUUGCUCAAAAUUGUUUUACGAGCGCACUCAUGUAUUUAAAUUUUAGUCCUCGCAUCGUUACUUUGGAUUCGCUCAACCUUCCACAUAACCCUACAAUACGCAAUCUCCAGAGAUACCUCGCCGAGGAAGGGAAACACAAACGACAGCUUGAGGUUGAAGUCAAUCAGGGCACUAAAGCUAAGGGUAUCCCUACGCAAAACAACUGGUGUGACUGUGGACUAUUUCUUUUGGGCUAUAUCACAAAGUUUCUCCAAGAACCGCGACAAUUUAUCAACAAGAUUAUUAAUGAAGAGUAUAAAAGGCAUGAUCAGCAUGAACAUUGGCCGGAAAUGAAUGCGCUGCGAAUGCGGCUCCAAAUCCUCGAGCUGAUCAUUAGAUUGCACAAGGAGCAGAGGGAUGCUCAACGGGGAAUUGCGAAGGCGAACAAGACUGAUCGGGGUGGGGCUGCUGCAAAGGCUUUCACUUCGAGCAAGUCCCCGUCGGCCGAAGCUUCAGCAAGGCAGGGUCUCUCUUCUGAAGACCAAAGUGAGGAUGACGACGUAUCAAUCGCCACAGCAGCUUAUCAUGGAGAUCUGAGGCUAGACAACCCUGCAGUUUCCAAACCCAGCCCUAGUGCCUCAGGAAGUGGUCCAGAUGAGCCCCAAUCUCCCGGCUUUGAGGGCGAUACGCAAGACUCUUUGAUCAUCACUCGGGUAGGCCCUGCAAAAUCCAGCCCUUCCACUGGUGAUACCAAUAAACGGCUCGAAAGUCCACGGAGCACAAGGGUGGAAGUGGCCCGAACUCCGUCUCCAGCGCGCUCUGUCGGGAGCCCGAUGCUCAGAAGUAGUCCACGAGCAAAAAAGCAGGGACAGCGCAUGCGGGUAGUCAUUCCAAGCUCGCAAGGCUCAGAGCAUUGAAUUACGCCAAUGGUGUUUCUUUUUUCUUUUUCUUUUUCUUUUUCUUUUUCUUUUUCUCUCCUCGUAUUUUUGGAGUUUACU
Xylona heveae TC161 is the source of this 1389-nucleotide messenger RNA. RefSeq lists its product as hypothetical. Gene Ontology annotation, cellular component: cytoplasm; nucleus. Gene Ontology annotation, biological process: protein desumoylation. The record is from RefSeq and is a predicted model, not a curated record. Bases 442 to 1308 code for a protein of 288 amino acids. Gene Ontology annotation, molecular function: SUMO-specific endopeptidase activity. NCBI's taxonomy places the organism in Eukaryota, Fungi, Ascomycota, Xylonomycetes, Xylonales, Xylonaceae. The transcript has a single exon.